This is a messenger RNA of Capsella rubella, 1307 nucleotides long. RefSeq names its product F-box protein At3g49510. Gene Ontology annotation, molecular function: protein binding. The transcript has a single exon. The coding region runs from base 1 to 1197 and encodes 398 amino acids. NCBI's taxonomy places the organism in Eukaryota, Viridiplantae, Streptophyta, Magnoliopsida, Brassicales, Brassicaceae. The record is from RefSeq and is a predicted model, not a curated record.
AUGGCGACAAUAUCUGAUCUAUCAGAUGAUUUGGUUAGAGAGGUAUUUUCUAGGGUUCCAUUGACAUCUCUAAACGCAGUGCGAUCUACUUGUAAGAUGUGGAACACUACAUCCAAAAAUCACAUCCUUGGUAAAAAAGUACCAUCACAUCAGUUUCUGGAGUUCAUGGUUUCAGAUUCUAGGGUUUGUUCGUUGAGAUUCGAUCUCCAAGGAAUCCGCAACAAAGAAGAUUUGAUAGAUACAUCUAUAAAGCAACUAAGUAUACCUAAUAAUCAUCAAGUCGAGAUAUCUAACGUCUAUCACUGCGAUGGCUUAUUGUUAUGCGUAGCCAAACACAACUCGAGCCUCGUUGUAUGGAAUCCGUAUUUAGGGCAAACCAAGUGUAUCCAACCAAGAAACGAUGAAUUCAACAUAUAUGACAGGUUUGCUCUCGGACACGACAACAACCAUAACCACAAAAUCUUGAGGUUUCUUUAUGAUGGCGAGAGAAACCGAAGAGGUCUAAAAAGAGACAUUGAUGUCUACGAUUUUAGCUCUGAUUCUUGGAGGGUUCUUGAGGUCAAUCCGGACGGGGAUGUACCAAUUUAUUACAGUGGCGUGUCUUUGAAGGGAAACACUUACUUUUUCGCUCAAGAUGUAACAACAGAGGAAGAACCAGAAGUGAUGUCACCAACAGAUGCAUAUGAUCUGUUGGUAACAGACAUUGAAGAUUAUUUACUCUGUUUUGAUUUCACAACAGAGCGAUUUGGAAAGCGUUUGCCUCUGCCGUUUAACCCUCCCUCUCCUACAUUUGAAUAUUUGACUCUAUCUUGGGCUAGAAAUGAGAAGCUCGCUGUGCUGUACAACCACUACGACACAUUUGAGACAUACGAUAUUUGGAUUUCGACUAAGAUUGAGCCCAAUGCGGUAACAUGGAGCACUUUUUUGACUGUGGACAUGUCACUGAUUAAUGGUUUACCGGAUGGUUUUUCGACUAAAUUGUCACCUAGGAGCUUCUUCAUUGACGAGGAGGAGAAAGUAGCUGUGCUUUUUUUUACUUAUGGUACCGGGACGUGUAUCAACCAAAUGGCUUUCAUCGUUGGAGGUGAUGGAUACUUCAAAUCUGUCAACAUCGGACUACUUUCGAAUUCCCAGGGGACUCGAGGCGAACUUGUGUGCUCCUCUUAUGUUCUAAGUUUAGUGCAACUGCAAGUUUAGUCCUUUUCUAUUACUUCUAAAUGUUGUUUCUUGCUUUGAGCAUAAAAAGACUGCUUCUCGUUUGAAGAAAUAGGUGAUAGAGUUCCAUUUUGUUUGAAGACUGCUUCAUG